Molecule: messenger RNA, 1830 nt
Organism: Haplochromis burtoni (Burton's mouthbrooder)
Lineage: Eukaryota; Metazoa; Chordata; Actinopteri; Cichliformes; Cichlidae
Product: vang-like protein 1
Biological process (GO): multicellular organism development
Cellular component (GO): plasma membrane
Source: RefSeq, a predicted model, not a curated record
UCGUUUGCAAAAAUGGCAAACGAUUCCAAGGAAUUGAAACAGUGGGAACCGGUUCUCAACAAGAACCGGGUUUCGAUACCCAUCCCUAGCUCAGAGGCAGCUAAGUGUAACUGUAUUCAGAGUUACUGAAGCAGGAGACAGCGUUGUCUGUAUUUUCAGCUGUGUAUUAAUACACAUGUGUUGCCCCGGUGAAUAUUCGCAUUUGCACAACAGAGAAGAGGAAUAAGAUGAGUCUGAUUUUUUUGGACAUACAAAACACUUGCUAUUAAGAGUUGUUCAUCUUUUUAUUUGUGCGUUCAAAAAUAUUUAGAAUCUAACCCGACCUUUAUUUUUAAGACAUGCCAUCAGUCGGUUGGAUAAACUCGUUUUGUUUUACUUUGCACACAUGCACUCUCUCACACAUUGACACACAUGCCAGUGGCAGCUCGGUGACACCACAGUGCUCACUGGGUCAGAAGCAAUAGACGGAGAGUGGUGCUGAGGCAAGAGAUGAACAGAGAAUGAGGAGGAUGAGAGAGGACGCCUUGAGGGGAAGAGGGAGGAAGGAGUGGGAGAAACAUAUCUUUGGGUGGAUGGCAUUGCCAUCUAAUUGUUGCUAUUUGUUUGCCAUCAUCAGUAGGCUCAGAUAUUUGUUUAUUGUGCUCGUCUACUCCUCUUUCUGCUCCUCUCUUCCCUUCUUUCUCUAGCCAUCAAUCCCUUUUAUCCCCCCUCCAUCCCUGCUGCUGUCAAGACAGCCCAAGCAAAUGGCUCCUCUCUCCCCCACUUCCCAGCUUCUCUUCCUCCUCUCCUGCUCCUCGCGGUCCCUCACUCUCUGUCUUCCUCAAUAAAGCCCCUUACAUUAUGUGGCAAGUGAGCACACAGUCCCAUACAAUACCUCCUGAGGCACCAUGGGAGAGAUUUCUAUAUAAAGACGGAUAAAGCGAAGGGCUGGGCUGCAGAUCGGGCGAGAGUCAGGGAGGUCACAUACACACAAUAGCAGUCUGAGAUGGAUGAGGGGAAGAAAGAGCAGUAACUGAGUAACAGGACAAGGUUAGGUUCAGUAGGCGAGGAUUUCAAGAUGCAGACACCAGCAGUGUUGGAGGCGGGGGAUGUAUUGCAGGUGCUGGAGGUUUGUGAGGCUCCGGAGGAAAUUAAAGAAGUUAUUGUCACCACAUUAGAAGAAGGUUCUAAUACUAACUCGACUCCAGUGACCAGCUGUGGAGCAGGAACUAAACCAAGCCAGGAUGACAACUGGGGUGAGACCACCACAGCCAUCACGGGCACCUCGGAGCACAGCCUCUCUCAGGAGGACAUCGUUCGCAUCACAAAGGAUCUGGAGGACAGUGUGGGGCUCGACUGCCGCCGUUACUUCACCCGGACCCUGGCAAUAAUCUUAGGCCUGCUGGUGUUUCUCACGCCACUGGCCUUUCUGGUGCUACCCCAUAUCCUCUGGCCAGACAAGCUGCAGAGCUGUGGGACGGCCUGCGAGGGCCUCUUCAUCUCUGUGGCCUUCAAACUGCUCAUACUGCUGCUGGCUGUCUGGGCGCUCUUCUUCAGGCCAGCGCGGGCAGGACUCCCAAGGGUCUAUGUAUUCCGGGCACUACUUGCUGUACUGGUUCUGCUCUUUGUGAUCUCCUAUUGGCUCUUCUAUGGAGUCAGGAUACUCGACUCACAGGACGAGAACUACCAGGGUAUCGUGCAGUACGCCGUGUCGCUUGUGGACGCUCUCCUCUUCAUCCACUACCUGGCCAUCGUCCUGCUGGAACUGCGGCAGCUUCAGCCGUGCUACUCCAUGUGCGUCACACGCUCCACAGAUGGCGAGACAAGGCACUACAACCUGGGACAGCUCAG